Molecule: messenger RNA, 1705 nt
Organism: Salvelinus namaycush (lake trout)
Lineage: Eukaryota; Metazoa; Chordata; Actinopteri; Salmoniformes; Salmonidae
Product: prefoldin subunit 2-like
Exons: 4
Coding region: 102-575 (157 amino acids)
Biological process (GO): protein folding
Cellular component (GO): prefoldin complex; cytoplasm
Molecular function (GO): protein folding chaperone
Source: RefSeq, a predicted model, not a curated record
GUUGUUUUGAUUACGGGUUUCCUAACAGGCAAUCACAUGAGACAGCUCAAGAUAGUCAGCCUUGGGCCCUCAGCCCCCACCACUAGCGACACCCUUCCAAGAUGGCAGCGAACAGUAGCAACACGGUUAGCAAACCCAGCAACAUUAUCGGGGGGAAACAAUCAGGGCCGUCGGCUGAGCAGGUUGUGGCUGCAUUCCAGAGGAUGCGCUCAGAACAGCGCAGCAUGGCCUCCAAGGCUGCAGAGCUGGAGAUGGAGAUCAACGAGCAUAGCCUAGUCAUCGAGACCCUAAAAGACGUGGAUCCAACCAGGAAGUGCUUCCGACUGGUGGGCGGGGUGCUCGUGGAGAGGACGGUUAAGGAAGUCUUACCAGCUCUGGGAAGCAAUAAAGAACAGAUAUCAAAGAUUGUAGAGUCCCUCAACACACAGAUGCAGACAAAAGGCCGGGAGCUCACGGAGUAUCGGGAAAAAUACAAUAUCCGAUUGGUGGGAGAAGGAGAGGAAGGACAGGGCAAAUCGGCAGCUACCUCCAAUGGGGGCGGGUCUAAAGGCGGUGCCGGCGUUCUAGUUUCAUAGCUUUGUGUGUAGAGACUUUAGUACGAUAGGAAAUUGUGCGGAAUGCCAUCGAGCAUCGAGUCAGCACAGAUCCUGGAAGGCAUUUCAAAGGCAGAGUUUGACGUGUGUCUUGCAUGAAAUAAAUUAUAUAAUAAACCAAUGUCACAAGGGCCAGAUUAUCCAGAACAUUCAAUUCAGAUCAAAGUGAUCCCUUUUCACCUAUAGUUCAACAAAACUUAAACCAACAUUUCACUUACACUCUGGUUUAAUUACAAGCCUUUCGCCUUUUACUCGAGACAGUGUUUCAUCAAAAUCUUACGGGAUGAUUGUUGUAAAAGACAUGCCUUCUUGAUGACCAUAUAUUGAUUUUAAGUUUAUUUAUACUCUAUUGUCAGUCAUAUUUCAAUGUAUAUUAUGAUCCUGUUGUUGGGGGCUCUGUUUUUGAGAGGUUUGUCUCUGGCAUGCUGUAAAAUAAUGCUUGCAAAAGGAAUGACAAUCUGAUUGGUAAAACACUAUUCAUAACAACACACUGUAUCAUUUCAAUCUUUCUUGAAGGUGCACUGUGCAGAAAUCGCUCCGCCAUUUCCUCAUUGCAAAAAUUCUAGUAGUUCUCCUAAUUUAAGUUUGUGACAAAACAAGCAAGUGUAGAAAAUCAUUGUACCAUAUAAACUGCUGUGAAAUAUAUUUUUCCAUAACCAAAAUGUUGUAUUUCCAGCUGUUGGAAGCUGGUGUACAAAACCUAAAUUAAAAGAUGCAAAAAAUGAAACUUAAGAUCAGGGAGCAUAGAAAUUGCGCGCACAGAACAGAUUUACUGCUUCUUAGACUUGCGUUCAAUGAUAAUGACAGAUCUAUAACUCAUUUUUCUAUGUGCAUUUGAGGGGGGAAAAACAGUGUGCCCAGAGUAUCUGGAUAAUGUAAAUUAGCGUCCCAAACGGCAGCCUGUUCCCUAUAUAGUGCACUACUUUUGCUGAGGGUGCCAUUUCAGACACGCCCAGUUUCUGACAGCUAAUGUAUUGGUAUAGUCUUAAGUGCCCCCAAUGUAUCUGAAGCACACAGCCCUAGACUACAUUAUCUAUCACCAUGUAGUUGUGUGGAGAAAAUUUGUUUUUUUGUGAAUGUUUAGGAAUAAAAAUAAAUACAUGUUAACAUGG